AGCGAGGGCGCGCGUGCCGUGCGGUGCGUGCAGCUGCAGCCGCCGCCUGAGGAGGAGCCGCGGCCUGAGGGGCCGCCCGGGUAACGCCACGGUGCUGCGGCCGCCGGGCUCCGCGCGCCUCUCUGCCUCAUUUCCCCCCUCCCACGCUCCUCAUGGCACCCUUCCCCACCCCGCCUGCUGUCCCCCGGUCCCUCUGCACCCUCCCGGCCCCUGUCGGAGCCCAGCAGCCUACCUACCCGUCGUUGCCCGGGGCCCGUCGCCGCCUCUUGGGGGUUCCCUGCCCCUCCCCGCCCCUCGGGCUCCCGGGUCCGUUCCCUCGGCUGUGUUGCGGCUCCUGCUGGCUCCGAGUCUUCGCAGACACAGCCCUGGUGGUCCCGGGGCUCCGUCGUGCACUGAGCCCCACUGUUGGUUCCUAUUUUCGAAGCCCCUUACCUGGAAACGCGUGCCUAUAAACCGCUGCUGAGGGUAUCAGCUUGUGACAUGGCCACAGACGUAGCUGAGCCUGUGGUCCCUGACUGUAGAGGAGACAUAAGGAGUGGUGCCAAGUCGGAUGCUGACUACCCUCUUCGGGUCCUCUACUGCGGAGUCUGUUCAUUGCCAACAGAGUACUGCGAAUAUAUGCCUGAUGUGACUAAAUGCAGACAAUGGUUAGAAAAGAAUUUUCCAGAUGAGUUUGCAAAACUUACAGUAGAAAAUUCACCGAAACAGGAAGCUGGGGUUGGAGAAGGCCAAGGAACUGCAGGAGAAGAAGAAGAGAAGAAGAAGCAAAAGAGAGGUGGAAGAGGUCAGAUAAAACAGAAAAAGAAGACUGUACCACAAAAAGUCACAAUAGCUAAAAUUCCUAGAGCAAAGAAAAAAUAUGUCACAAGAGUCUGUGGCCUUGCAACGUUCGAAAUUGAUCUUAAGGAAGCACAAAGGUUUUUUGCUCAGAAAUUUUCCUGCGGUGCCUCAGUAACAGGAGAAGAUGAAAUCAUCAUCCAGGGCGAUUUCACAGAUGACAUUAUCGAUGUAAUCCAGGAGAAGUGGCCUGAGGUGGAUGAUGAUAGCAUUGAGGAUCUUGGAGAAGUCAAGAAGUGAUGGUUGAAGACUACCUUUAUUUAAUUAUAUGGUUUUAAAUGACAUAGCCAAAGUUAGGCUUCUAAACCCAUGGAUUCUGCAGUGAUGCUGUGGAGAGCCCACAUCCUUGGCAAUUUCACUGUUCUGUAUAGGCUGCUUGGAUUUUUUUGUUGUGAUAUUUGCUGAAGUAAAAUUGGGGUCUAUCAUGCCUACGCAUGAAGAUUGAAAUAAAAUUCCUCUUCUUCACUGAA
Phasianus colchicus (ring-necked pheasant) is the source of this 1307-nucleotide messenger RNA. RefSeq names its product density regulated re-initiation and release factor (gene DENR). Lineage: Eukaryota; Metazoa; Chordata; Aves; Galliformes; Phasianidae. Gene Ontology annotation, biological process: formation of translation preinitiation complex; translation reinitiation. Gene Ontology annotation, molecular function: translation initiation factor activity; mRNA binding. The record is from RefSeq and is a predicted model, not a curated record.